Molecule: messenger RNA, 2618 nt
Organism: Salvelinus fontinalis (brook trout)
Lineage: Eukaryota; Metazoa; Chordata; Actinopteri; Salmoniformes; Salmonidae
Product: ephrin type-A receptor 3-like
Exons: 13
Coding region: 213-2603 (796 amino acids)
Biological process (GO): axon guidance; protein phosphorylation; cell surface receptor protein tyrosine kinase signaling pathway
Cellular component (GO): neuron projection; membrane
Molecular function (GO): transmembrane-ephrin receptor activity; ATP binding; protein binding
Source: RefSeq, a predicted model, not a curated record
GCGAAAGAGUGUGAGAGAAUGAGAGAGAGAAAGAGAGAGACAGAGCGCUGACUCCUCCUCAUUCUCCGGUGUCAAAGUUGACAUCAGCCCUGGAGCCGAGUUGAACGGCAUCCUCGUGCGUGAACAGGAGAGCGAGCUCACAUCAUUCAGUGGCGAAUGCUGCACGGAGUUAUGUACAUCGCGCUGCCUUGCCCUCUGAACUGCCUGCCGUCAUGGAUUGCAAACCGCGCGCGAAACCAAUACUACUUUUUAUUUUACUGUUCAUCUUGUCGUUUAUUCGCUCAGCACUUCUGACCAUCCACCCGUCCAAUGAAGUGAACCUGUUGGACUCCAAAGCCAGCCAGGGGGAGCUGGGAUGGAUAUCCUACCCAUCGCAUGGGUGGGAGGAGAUCAGCGGAGUAGACGAGCACUACACUCCCAUCAGGACCUUCCAGGUGUGUAACGUGAUGGAGUACAGUCAGAACAACUGGCUGAGGACCAACUGGAUCCCCCGCCAGUCGGCCCAGAAGAUCUACGUGGAGCUAAAGUUCACCCUGAGAGACUGUAACUCCAUCCCCCUGGUCCUGGGGACCUGCAAGGAGACCUUCAACCUGCUGUACAUGGAGACAGAUGAGGACCAGGGCAGUCACUUCAGAGAACACCAGUUCUCUAAGAUCGACACCAUCGCUGCAGACGAGAGCUUCACCCAGAUGGACCUGGGGGACCGCAUCCUGAAGCUCAACACGGAGGUCCGGGAGGUGGGGCCUGUUACCAAGAAGGGCUUCUACCUGGCGUUCCAGGACGUGGGGGCGUGUGUGGCGCUGGUGUCAGUCAGGGUCUACUUUAAGAAGUGCCCAUUCAUUGUGAGGAACUUGGCCUCCUUCCCUGACACGGUGCCCAUGGACUCUCAGUCAUUGGUGGAGGUGAAGGGCUCGUGUGUCAAUCACUCCAAGGAGGAGGAGCCACCGCGUAUGUACUGUAGUACAGAGGGGGAGUGGCUAGUACCCAUAGGGAAGUGUCUGUGUAACGUUGGCUAUGAGGACAGAGGGAGCUCCUGCCAAGCAUGCAGAGCAGGGUUCUAUAAGUCUCUGCUGGGUAACGUCCAGUGUUCUAAGUGUCCACCUCACAGCGUCACCCAUCAUGAGGGAGCGUUACACUGUGGCUGCGAGAAAAACUACUUCCGCGCUGAUGGAGACCCGCCAUCUAUGGCCUGCACCCGUCCUCCCUCUGCUCCUCGUAACGUGAUCUCAGUCAUCAAUGAGACCUCGGUGAUUCUGGACUGGUCCUGGCCGGAGAACACGGGAGGUCGUAAGGACGUUACCUUCACCGUGCUGUGUAAGCGCUGCAGGCCUGGCCAGAGGGUGUGUGAGGCGUGUCGCAGUAAUGUGCGGUUCCUCCCCCGUGCUGCAGGCCUGCAGAACACUACCGUAACCGUGGGAGACCUGCUGGCUCACACCAACUACACCUUUGAGAUCGAUGCUCAAAAUGGAGUGUCCCAGUUAGCCCCAACUAUGAGGCAAUAUGCUGCUGUGACCAUCACUACCAACCAAGCAGCCCCUUCUCCAGUGACUGUAAUCAGGAAGGAUCGUACGUCUCGUAACAGCAUUUCUCUGUCCUGGCUGGAACCAGAGAGACCCAACGGCAUCAUACUGGACUACGAGGUCAAAUACUACCAGAAGCAGGAGCAGGAGACCAGCUACACCAUCCUGCGCUCUAAGGGUUGUAACGUGACGUUGGGCGGUCUAAAGGCAGACACCGCCUACCUGCUCCAGAUCAGGGCCAGGACUGCAGCAGGCUACGGAGCCAGCAGCAGGAGCUUUGAGUUUGAGACAAGCCCUGACUCGUUCUCUAUCUCCAGUGAGAGUAGUCAGGUGGUGUUGAUAGCCAUCUCUUCCUCGGUAGCCAUUAUCUUGCUCAUCGUCCUCCUCUACGUGGUGAUUGGCAGGUUCUGUGGCUACAGCAAGUCUAAACAGCCUGACGAAAAGAGACUGCACUUUGGCAACGGUCACCUGCGUCUGCCAGGAAUAAUGACCUACGUAGACCCUCACACCUAUGAAGACCCCAGUCAAGCCGUCCAUGAGUUUGCCAAGGAGCUGGAUGCUUCCUGUAUCGCCAUUGACAAGGUGGUGGGAGCAGGUGAGUUUGGGGAGGUGUGCAGUGGUCGUCUGCGUCUGCCCAGUAAGAAGGAGAUCUGUGUGGCAAUCAAGACGCUGAAGGCAGGAUACACCGACAAACAGAGGCGGGACUUCCUGUCCGAGGCGUCAAUCAUGGGACAGUUUGACCAUCCAAACAUCAUCAGGCUGGAGGGAGUGGUCACCAAGAGUAAACCUGUGAUGAUAGUGACUGAAUACAUGGAGAAUGGAUCCUUGGACAGCUUUCUGAAAAAACAUGAUGCCCAGUUUACUGGUAUCCAGUUGGUGGGCAUGCUGCGUGGCAUCGCGUCGGGCAUGAGGUACCUGUCUGACAUGGGUUACGUCCACAGAGACCUGGCCGCUCGUAAUAUCCUGGUGAACAGCAACCUGGUGUGUAAGGUGUCUGACUUUGGCCUGUCCAGAGUCCUGGAGGACGACCCGGAGGCUGCUUACACCACACGGGUAAGACAUGGUGGUCGGGUUUAUCAAUGACAUACAAUGGGUUUA